Messenger RNA from Cokeromyces recurvatus, 516 nucleotides. RefSeq lists its product as uncharacterized. The transcript is spliced from 2 exons. NCBI's taxonomy places the organism in Eukaryota, Fungi, Mucoromycota, Mucoromycetes, Mucorales, Mucoraceae. Bases 1 to 516 code for a protein of 171 amino acids. The record is from RefSeq and is a predicted model, not a curated record.
AUGCCAUUGUUAACCUCACUCUUAUUUAAUAAUCAUCAUAAACAACAAACAUUAUGUUGUUCUUGUGGAUGUCAUAUGAAUGAACAAGAAACAUCAUCCAUUAUACGUUGGUUCCCACUUAUCCGACGUAGAUCAUCCUCUAUUACAACAACAACAACAACAACGACAUCAUCAUCAUUAUCGUCGUCGUCAUCAUCCUCUUUAUCAAAUACAUUCUAUGACUACAAAGAUAGAGGAGGAGGUGAAGAGGGAAUGGAAGAUAAGCAAGUAAAUGAAUUUCAACAUUUAUACCGCUUAGCUGUAGACGAGAUGGCUUAUGCUAUUGAAUCACAAGGAUCAAUUUAUUAUAGUGGAGACUUAAUAUCGGCUACAGACGCAGUUAAUAAUUGUUUAGAUCGUUUUCAGCGAUUAAUGCAAAUAUUAAACUCAGAUAAAUCGCAUAAACUUCAACAAGAAUGGACCGACAUUUUAUUUGAGUUAAGAUCCAAAUUAGAUUCUUUACCUUCUUCUUCCUAA